UUUUAUAUACAUUUUUAAAAUAUAUAUUUUGAACCUGAUCCACGAUGAACUGUGUGAUGUGCGAGGUGGCGACCAUAUCGCCCUUUUCCCGGCUGCCCUCGUUUGGGGUUUGUGUGUGCAACCGGGAGCACUACCAGUGUGUGAGGUGCGAUGAUGAGAUGAGGAAGCACUGCGGCCUGUGCGGCGAGAAUACCCACCUGAUCUACGUGGACCUGAGAUUCGCCGACGAGGAGCGGGAAAUGGGCAGUGCCAGGAAUUCGUAUGCUGCCAGCAAGGUGCCACCACUGCCCCUCGGAAUUGGACACAGGUUUUCUACUGGCCCGGAGGUCGUAACCCUCUGGCGGAAUCAAAACAUAAGCAAUUGGGAUCGAUCCCAAUCGCUGAUUGACAUCGGAAGUCAAAGUACCUCCAUGGUAGCCACUAAGCCUUGGCAUCCCGAAUUUCCCCUGGGGCAGACCUAUCGCAAACCAAAUAAUGACUCAAAUAAAUUGGAGCUGCCACAUCUUGAGGAAAUCCCAGAGGAAGAUCCCACAACAAUGGAACUUUGUGAAGAGAAAUCCGAUUCUGUAUCUUUUAAUUUCGAUGAUCCACUAGCGAUAUGCCGUCUUUUAAAUGGCGAGCAUAGACCCAUGGAAAGAGGUCUCCCCUUAAAGCAUUUUAAAUCUAUCGACUACAAUUUUCAUAUUGCCCCAAAACAUUCCAUAUUGAUAGGAAUUCCUUAUAAAGAACAAAGACUUAUAGAGAGUCCGACGGUUGAAAUUUUCAAGACGAUACCUCAAGAUUAUCCCUAUAAACAAGAAAGCAUCGUAUAUAAUACAAAAAAAGCUGGGAUUACAGCCAAGAGAACUAACGUCUUUGGUUAUCCAAAAAAGGAAAAUAUUCCCAAAGAGAAUAAUGAUCAAGUGAAGCCCUUAGAAGUUGAAAGUGUUAACAAUGGCUUACCAUUUGGAAGUCAUGAACCAUUUGUAGAGAUGCCUAAAUGCUCAAUUUACACCACUAAAGAUAAGAGUAUACCACAUGGUUAUCCAAGUGAGUUUAAUAACUCCUCUACGAAGCCAAAAGUGAUGUAUUUAGAUGAUUAUACUGCCGAAGAGAAGCGUUUACUCAUCGGUUAUCCCUAUCAAGAAAAGAGUCCCAGGGAAAAAUCCGUAAGGUAUGCAGAAGAAGAUAUGUAUGAGGAGAAAUUAACAUAUUCAUCCAAUAUAACUGAAAGAACCUACGUAAAAGAUGAAAAAGCUUACGCCGUUGAAAAUAAGGGCGUACUAUUAAGUUUUCCCUGUCUAGAGGAAAAACCCGAAAACGAACUAAAAACAUUAUUUCAUAGAAAUAACGCUGCCCCAGGAAAUAAUCGUGAUGAUAAUGAUUUAGUCGGAAAAGCUCCAAUUACUAAGGAUCUACGAACAUAUAAUGCUAAAAAGGAACCAGUUUUAAACAAUUUUCCAUAUAAAGAGGACUUAAAUAUAGGUACAUUUUCUGCCGAACAGGAAAAUGUUACAUUUGGAUGUCCAUUUUUGACAAAAAAUCGAUCCCUUAAGUUUCUCAGUUCGGAACCCAAAAGUCUGAAUCCAAGUGAUUUGCGUAAUCAUAUAUCCCUGGUAAGACGUGUCCGUCUUGGGACUCAAAACUUGAGGGGCUGGAACUCCGAAAUGGUGACCUGUCCGCAGGAUUUGGUGGCCGAUCUUCUGGUACGACUUCAGAUGGGCAAGGUGGUGUUACCAAUGCCAGUACAACGUUUGAUUACGAAAUGCCUUUUGACCAAGUGUCCGGAUUUGGAUUGCGAAGAGCACCUUUAUACAGGGAAUAUCAACGAUCAUCUGGCCACUUGUCAUCGCAGUUGGAUCGUAUAUCGACUGGAAUUGAAUCAACCAAAGAGUUUUAGAUUGGAUUUGCGACUGACAAAUCAGAAUGUAAGAUGUCAUGCUGUCAUGCAAGUGCCUAAUGUGGUCAAUGAAUGGGGCUUUGUGCAAAAACAUGAUCUAUUACCCAUUCUUAUAAUGAGUAUGCAAGUGCAUCUGGGCGAGAUACUGGUAAAUAGACGAUUGAAUCAGAAAUUAACUCUUAUUUGGGCUGCAACACUCAUCUCCGAUUGUCUGCCCCUGAAAAUUGUCCUGACUUUGUGGCCAACAACAGGGGAUUCCCCCGAGAGUAUCAUGUCCUUCACCGGAAGCCCCUAUGAUAUUCGGCAGAGUCUUCGUCCCAUAGAUUUGGUUAGAAGUGGCAAGGUCAUUAUACUAACAGCCGAUCAGGUGGAUAGUCUCACUCACAAUGGCAGGGAUUUGGUGAGCAUUCAGAUGGCGGCUAUGAUGGGUCAAGUUUUCAAUCCAACAACUUAGAAAAGCAAGAAAAUUAUAACCGAAAAAUAUGGAAAAAUAACUACAAAUUUCUACGUUUAUAAGUCAGAAUAUUUUCAUAUCAUUUGACAUCAAUGAAAAUAUUAAAAAUAUAUUUGCCACAGAAACUAGU
Drosophila rhopaloa is the source of this 2463-nucleotide messenger RNA. RefSeq lists its product as uncharacterized. The transcript is spliced from 2 exons. The coding region runs from base 45 to 2333 and encodes 762 amino acids. NCBI's taxonomy places the organism in Eukaryota, Metazoa, Arthropoda, Insecta, Diptera, Drosophilidae. The record is from RefSeq and is a predicted model, not a curated record.